GUCGCGCUUUUUCAGAUAAACCCAAAGUUUUCAGAAAUACUCCGCAGCCGAGCUCUUCUCUCGCCGGAAUCUCAAGUUCCGGCGAUGCCCCAGGAAAUCUCGCUGUCCAGAUCGCUUCUUCCUUUACCUCAUUCUACUGUUUGGUUCUCUGCCGCAAGGAAGUGGUGUUGUAGGCUCUCUUCUUCUUCUUCUUCUUCUUCUUCCUUUCCUUGCACGUGAGGGCUGUGGUGUCUCGGAUCGCUACCCGGAUGAUGGGGUUUUCUCUCUACCCCAUGAAAACUUCGACCCCUCUUCUGUGGAGUACCAGCUUCUUCCGACACAAGAUUAUCUCAAUCAUCGUCUUCUUCUUCUUCUUUUAAACCGAUCUACUCCGAUCGAUCUCCAGAUCGGCAAUCGAGAGAUAAAGAGUACCGUAAGAGUCUAUCUAGAACGAGUAAAUAGGAAAGGAUACGUACUUGGGAAACUAGAUCUGACCAUCGCCCAGCUCCGAUUCAGUUCAGAGGAUGGAUUCCGGCCGUCUGCUCUUCGAUUCGCCUUCGACUUCCUCCUCCCGCAGCGGCUUGAUCCUCUUGGGCAGCGCCAAGUCGGACUUCCAAGGAUUUCAAGGGCUGAGGUCGGCGGUUGCGGGAUCGACGGAGGCGAGCGGGGCGUUCAAGAUCCGGCCUUUCUUCACGUCGAAGUACGAGAUUUACGAGGGGUUUCCGUCGGAGAAGAAGCGGCGCCUUACGUCGGAGCAGAUACGCAUGCUGGAGCGGAGCUUUGAGGAGGAGAACAAGCUGGAGCCGGAGCGGAAGAGCGAGUUGGCCAAGAAAUUGGGGUUGCAACCGAGGCAGGUGGCCGUGUGGUUCCAGAAUCGGCGUGCACGGUGGAAGAACAAACAAGUGGAACGUGACCUCGAUCUUCUCAAGGCCUCUUACGAUGCUCUCCUCAUUGAUCAUGACGCCCUUAUCAAGGACAACGAACACUUGCGUUCUCAGGUGAACUUACUGCUCGAAAAGCUGCAAGAAAUUGAGAAGGGGGCAUCUGAACCGAGCAGACUGAACCCGGCUGAUCAGGCAGCCUCCUCCACUGAUGAUCUUCUAAUGCCCCUGAGCAUCCACCAGAAGGUGGAGGACCUUCUGAGCACAGGGAGCGGUGGAAAUGCAUCUGCCGGCAAACCAGAGUCUCGUCUCCCUGUGGAGCCUUUACUCCUGGAGUCAGGGGGCCACCACGCCGGCAUCCAUUGUGAGGACGACAUGAGCGAUAAGGGGUACAAUCACUGUCGUGAUGGUGUCUUCACAGGACACCACCAUAAACUGCUGCAGCAGCAACAUGAGGCAGCGCUGCUGAUUCAGUGGUUGGAUCGUGUCGAAAGUACUCUCCUCCACUAAGAAAUUGGAACCAGAAAAAAAAAAAUUAAAAUCAAAAUGCAGUGUUCUACUGUCACUUCAUCUUCUUUGUUUAAGUUUAAUGUUGGCAAGUCAACGAGUUGUUGGACGUGUCUAAGUAGUUGUAAGGUACGGUGCCAUGCGACCAGCGUAUAAGACUGGAUGGUUGUUUUGUAUUUAGGGUGUAUUUGGUUCAAAUUAUUAUGUAUAAUUUUAGUUACGUGAUUA
Messenger RNA from Zingiber officinale, 1595 nucleotides. RefSeq names its product homeobox-leucine zipper protein HOX16-like. Gene Ontology annotation, molecular function: sequence-specific DNA binding; DNA-binding transcription factor activity, RNA polymerase II-specific. The transcript has 4 exons. The record is from RefSeq and is a predicted model, not a curated record. Gene Ontology annotation, cellular component: nucleus. Lineage: Eukaryota; Viridiplantae; Streptophyta; Magnoliopsida; Zingiberales; Zingiberaceae. The coding region runs from base 504 to 1370 and encodes 288 amino acids. Gene Ontology annotation, biological process: positive regulation of DNA-templated transcription.